This is a messenger RNA of Paramecium octaurelia, 1380 nucleotides long. The record is from the annotation of a GenBank genome assembly. NCBI's taxonomy places the organism in Eukaryota, Ciliophora, Oligohymenophorea, Peniculida, Parameciidae.
AGUUAUUAAAUUAUAUUUAUUAAUGGACACUCCUAUAGGCAAGGAUCUCACAAACACGGUUAUCGCCAAGGUUUAUAAGUUGACCAAGAGAGUAGGGAGUGGGGCUUUUGGGGAAAUAUAUCAAGUAACCAAGGGAAAGGAGGAAUACGCGAUGAAAUUGGAAAGAAGUGAUACUAAGCAUCCUCAACUAUUCUUUGAGGCCAAAUUGUACACAUAUUUACAAGGUUCCGAUCAGAGUGAUAAAGGUAUCUGCGAUGUUAAUUAAAAGUUAGGAAUCCCUAGAAUAUAUGCUUAAGGAACAGACGGUGAUUAUAAUUACAUCGUCAUUGAUUUAUUGGGUCAAAGUCUCGAAGACCUGUUCAAUAAGCACAAUAAAAGAUUAUCACUAAAGACUGUAUACAAGCUCCAAUUUAUUCCUAGGUCUUGAUGCUUGCAGAUUAGAUGAUUUAACGAAUUGAAUUCAUCCAUUUGAACAAAUUCCUUCAUCGCGAUAUUAAGCCUGAUAAUUUCCUAAUUGGAUUAGGCUAGAAGGCAGUUCGAAUCUACCUUUUGGAUUUUGGAUUAGCCAAACGCUACUCAACAAAAGAAGGACACAUCCCCUAUAGAGAGGGGAAGAGUCUAACUGGGACUGCCAGAUAUGCAUCGAUCAAUACUCACUUAGGAAUUGAAUAAUCAAGGAGAGAUGAUCUAGAAUCACUUGGUUAUGUCCUGAUGUAUUUAUUGAGAGGACAAUUGCCUUGGUAAAACAUGAAGGGGAUUAAUCAAAAAGAAAAAUAUCAACGAAUAAUGGAGAAGAAGCUAGAAACCUCUUCAGAUGUCUUAUGCAAAGGGUUCCCUGUUGAAUUAAGUUAAUACUUAAAUUAUUGCAAGUAAUUAAAAUUCGAAGAAAAACCAGAUUAUCAUUAUCUGAGAGGAUUGUUUAAAGUAUGUUACUCAGAGUAAAUUUUAGGAUGCCUUCAAAAAGAUUGGUUUUGAACCUGAUUAAAGGUACGAUUGGAUAAAGGAUGAUAAUGCAAUUAGAACUCAGCAGGAUAUGAUGAGUUCUGAAAAGAAAUAGUUACAUCAAUAAUUGAUUAUGACAUAACCAUUGCAUCAAUAACCUCCAAUCCUUCCAAAGGCAGUAUUGAAUGGAUUAGAUUCUGAGAAGAAAAUGUCCAAUUUGAACAUCUAACAAUUCAAUUCUUAAUAAUUGAUUGGACAAAGGAAAACUAUAUAAUAAUAGCAAUAGUUAAAUAAGAUCACAUCUGUGGAUAAGAGAAGAACUAGUUUUUAAAAUAAACAGCAUAUUCCCUCAUUAGAUGUAGUUAAGCCAGGAACCUAGGUGUUGGCACCAAAGAUAGUCACUUCCAAAGAACCUCACAGAAAAUAUUGAUAUUCUGC